GGCGGAGACCUGGUCCAGCCGGGCAUCAGCUUCCCAGGGCCGGCGGAGGAGGACCUAGACCAGCAGUACUCAUGGGCGCCGGCUCCGCACUUCAAUGAGGAGCGGUACUCGCCUGCGCCGCGGAACAUGAAAGGACUGUCCGGAAGCCGCGCUCAGCCGCAGCUGUGUCCCGGCCACACCUGCGGCCUGGCGGCCCCCGAGGACUGCGAGCGCGCGCACGAGCACAUGCAUCAUGCGCAGGAGGCCCGGCAGCCCUACCUGCUCAGCCCGGCCGACAGCUGCCCCGUGGACCACCACCGCUGCUCGCCGCGCAGCUCGGUGCACUCGGAGUGCGUGAUGAUGCCUGUGGCUCUGGGCGACCACAUGUCCAGCAGCACCUUCCCCAGGAUGCACUACAGCUCGCACUACGACACGCGGGACAACUGCGCCAUGUCCCACGCCGGCGCGAAAAUCAACCGCAUCCCGGCCAACCUGCUGGACCAGUUCGAGAAGCAGCUGCCCCUGCACAGGGACGGCUUCCACACCUUGCAAUACCAGCGGACGUCCACCGCCGCGGAGCAGCGCAGCGAGAGCCCCGGGAGGAUACGGCACCUGGUCCACUCCGUCCAGAAGCUCUUCACCAAGUCGCACUCCUUGGAGGGCUCCUCCAAGAACAACGCCAACGGGACCAAGGGCGACGGCAGGGCGGACGACCACCACCACGGCCACCACCCCAAGCACGGCAAGCGCAGCAAGAGCCGGGAGCGGAAGCCCGAGAGCAGGCACAAGUCCGGCAUGAGCAGCUGGUGGAGCUCCGACGACAACCUGGACAGUGACAGCACCUACCGCACGCCCAGCGUGCUGAACCGCCACCUGCUGGACCCCCUUGCCCACUGCUAUGCGGACACGCUGCAGAGCCCCUUCGGGGACCUCUCGCUGAAGACCUCCAAGAGCAACAGCGACGUCAAGUGCUCGGCCUGCGAGGGCCUCGCGCUGACGCCGGACGCCAAGUACAUGAAGCGCAGCUCCUGGUCCACACUCACAGUCAGCCAGGCCAAGGAGGCCUACCGCAAGGGCUCCCUGAACCUGGACAAGCCGCUGGUGCCCCCGGACAUGAAGCCGCCCUUGAGGUCAUGCCACUACCUCCAGGUGCCCCAGGACGAGUGGGGCGGCUACCCCACCGGGGGCAAGGAGGAGGAGAUCCCCUGCCGGAGGAUGCGGAGCGGGAGUUACAUCAAAGCCAUGGGGGACGAGGACAGCGGCGAGUCGGACUCCAGCCCCAAAACGUCGCCCACGGCGGCCCUGCGGCCGGAGCCCCUGCUGAAGUCCCUGGGACAGAGGCCUCUUGGAGACCACCAAACCCAGAGCUACCUGCAAGCUGCAAGUGACGUGCCCAUCGGUCACAGCCUGGACCCUACUGCCAACUACAACUCCCCGAAAUUCCGCUCCCGGAACCAGAGCUACAUGAGGGCCGUCAGCACCCUGAGCCAGGCCAGCUGCGUGAGCCAGGUGAGCGAAGCGGAGAUCAACGGACAGUUCGAGUCGGUGUGCGAGUCCGUGUUCAGCGAAGUCGAGUCUCAGGCCAUGGACGCUCUCGACCUCCCGGGGUGUUUCCGAACACGGAGUCACAGCUACCUUCGCGCCAUCCAAGCCGGCUACUCCCAAGAUGAUGAAUGUAUUCCCAUGAUGACGCCCUCCGACAUCACCUCCACCAUCAGGUCCACAGCAGCCGUCUCAUACACAAACUACAAAAAAACACCCCCACCCGUACCUCCCCGGACCACCUCCAAGCCUCUGAUCUCGGUGACGGCCCAGAGCAGCACCGAGUCCACCCAGGACGCCUACCAGGAUAGCCGCGCACAGAGGAUGUCGCCGUGGCCCCAGGACAGCCGUGGCCUCUACAACUCCACGGACAGUCUAGACAGCAACAAGGCCAUGAACCUCGCUCUGGAAACGGCCGCGGCCCAGCGCCACAUCCCCGACAGCCAGAGCAGCUCGAUGCGGACCAGCGACAAGGCCAUCCUGGCGUCCAAGGCUGAGGAGCUGCUCAAGGGCCACCGCUCUUCCAUCGGGAUUCAGGAUUCUGAAUUCGCAGAGCAUCAGCCAUACCCAAGGUCAGAUGUGGAAACAGCUACAGAUUCUGACACAGAGAGCCGAGGCCUGCGGGAAUACCACUCUGUUGGCGUGCAAGUGGAGGACGAAAAGCGACACGGACGUUUCAAACGUUCCAACAGUGUCACGGCUGCCGUCCAGGCUGACUUGGAGCUGGAGGGGUUCCCAGGACACAUCGCCACGGAGGACAAAGGCCUCCAGUUUGGCUCCUCCUUCCAGCGGCACUCGGAGCCCAGCACGCCCACCCAGUACGGAGCGGUGAGGACUGUGCGGACCCAGGGCCUCUUCAGCUACAGAGAGGACUACAGAGCCCCAGUGGACACCACAGACCUGCCCCCUCCCGACCCCUGGCUGGAGCCGUCCCUCGAGACGGUGGAGACGGGCAGGAUGUCUCCCUGCCGCAGGGACGGCUCGUGGUUUCUGAAAUUGCUGCACACGGAGACCAAGAGGAUGGAAGGCUGGUGCAAAGAGAUGGAGAGAGAGGCGGAGGAGAACGACCUCUCGGAGGAAAUUCUCGGCAAGAUCCGGAGUGCAGUGGGGAGCGCGCAGCUUCUCAUGUCCCAGAAAUUCCAGCAGUUUUACUGGCUUUGCCAACAGAACAUGGACCCCAGCGCCAUGCCCAGACCCACCUCCCAGGACCUGGCCGGGUACUGGGACAUGCUGCAGCUCUCCGUGGAGGACGUCAGCAUGAAGUUCGACGAGCUGCACCAGCUGAAGCUCAACGACUGGAAGAUCAUAGAGUCGCCGGAAAGAAAGGAAGAAAGAAAGGUCCCCCCUCCAAUACCAAAGAAGCCCCCCAAAGGGAAAUUCCCCAUUACCAGAGAAAAGUCCCUGGACCUGCCCGACAGACAGCGCCAAGAAGCCCGCAGACGGCUCAUGGCCGCCAAGAGAGCCGCGUCCUUCCGCCAGAACUCGGCCGCCGAGCGGGCGGACAGCAUCGAGAUCUACAUUCCCGAGGCCCAGACCCGGCUCUGA
Messenger RNA from Propithecus coquereli (Coquerel's sifaka), 3066 nucleotides. RefSeq names its product discs, large (Drosophila) homolog-associated protein 2 (gene DLGAP2). Gene Ontology annotation, cellular component: glutamatergic synapse; postsynaptic specialization. NCBI's taxonomy places the organism in Eukaryota, Metazoa, Chordata, Mammalia, Primates, Indriidae. The record is from RefSeq and is a predicted model, not a curated record. The transcript has 13 exons. Gene Ontology annotation, molecular function: molecular adaptor activity. Gene Ontology annotation, biological process: signaling. Bases 127 to 3066 code for a protein of 979 amino acids.